Phaedon cochleariae (mustard beetle) is the source of this 2931-nucleotide messenger RNA. The record is from the annotation of a GenBank genome assembly. NCBI's taxonomy places the organism in Eukaryota, Metazoa, Arthropoda, Insecta, Coleoptera, Chrysomelidae.
AUGCCCACAUUGCCCACUUUAAUUACGGUUUCUGAUUUUGUCCAAGAAACUCGGGAUGAUUACAACUCUCCUAUUACUUCGACAUUUGUUUCGAAGAUGCAGCAGUGCAGGACUACUAUUACAACAUUGGAAGAGACGCUGGAUUACGAUAGGGAUGGGCUGACCAAAAUGAAGAAAGCCAUAAAAGCCAUUCAUACAUCAGGAAAUUGUCACGUCGAUAACGAAUCCUACUUGGUGAAAGCUCUCGAGAAGAUCGGCCAGAACGCGAUAACGAAGGAGCAGGAGGAGAUCAUAGGCAACGCGUUCCUCAAGUUCGCCGUCGUCACUCAGGAGCUGUCCGCCCUCAUGAAGACCCUCAUGCAGAACCUGAACAACAUCGUCAUGUUCCCGCUGGACAGCCUGCUGAAGGGGGACCUUCGCGGGGUGAAAGGCGAUCUGAAGAGGCCGUUCGACAAGGCGUGGAAGGACUACGAGAGCAAGUACGCCAAGAUCGAGAAGGAGAAGAAGCAGCAGGCGAAGGACGCCGGGCUGAUCAGGUCUGAGGUGACCGCUCCGGAGAUUGCUGAUGAGAUGGAGAAGGAGAGGAAGUUGUUCCAGUUGCAGAUGUGCGAGUAUCUCAUAAAAUAUAACGAGAUUAAAACGAAGAAGGGUAUCGAUUUGCUUCAAAGUUUAGUAGAAUAUUACCACGCUCAAACGAAUUAUUUUCAAGAUGGAUUGAAGACAAUUGAACACUUCGGGAACUACGUAGCCGAUUUAAGCAUCAGGUUACAAAAAAUACGCCAAGCUCAGGACGAAGAAAAAAGAAAACUUUGUGAUUUACGGAACCUUAUAAAGUCGACUCCUAGUUUGGAGAAGGAAGUAGGUUCUCAAAUAGACCGAGGAGCAGCAGGAUAUUCACUCCACCAACUACAGGGUGACAAACAUCAUGGUGUGACACGUUCAGGUCACCUUCUGAAGAAAUCUGAAGGUAAAAUGAGGCGGGUUUGGCAGAAAAGGAAGUGUCGGGUGCAGGCAGAAGGGUACCUCGAUAUUUGCCAUGCCGACGAAAGUAAACCUCCCACUCGAGUGAAUUUGCUCACUUGCCAGAUCAAAAUUGUGCCAGAUGAUAAGAGAAGUUUCGAUUUGAUAUCGUAUAAUAGAACAUACCAUUUUCAAGCAGAAGACGAGACUGAUCAAAGGGCUUGGAUGUCAGUAUUAAUAAAUUGUAAAGAGAUGGCUCUGAUGAAGGCGUUUGAUGAUAGUACCAAAACUGGCGGUGAUAAAGUUAAUCAUAGUUUUAUAGAAUUACAGCAGGCUAUUAUAAAAUAUAUACAAAAAAUUCCUGGUAAUGAUAGAUGCUGUGAUUGUAAUUCCCAAAAUGAUGCAACGUGGCUAUCAACGAAUUUUGGAAUUAUUGUAUGCAUAGAGUGUUCAGGUAUACACAGGGAUUUAGGUGUUCACAUUAGUAGAAUACAGUCGCUAACUUUAGAUAACGUCGGAACUAGUCAGUUAGUCCUUGCUAGGUUUAUGACAAAUCAUGUUUUUAAUGAUACUAUGGAAGCACAGCUGUCUCCAAAUGAAAAGCUCCACCCCUCCAGUUCAAUGGAGGAACGACUGAAUUUUAUCAGAGCGAAAUAUGUAGAAAAAAGGUUUUCCGUGAAAACAUGUGAGAAUGAGGAAGAAAAACUAUAUGAAUUGGAAGAUGCAGUCAAUAGGGGUGAUUUACAGUUACUUCUUGAAACGUUUGCUGAAAAUGUGGAUUUUAGCUCCCCACUACCUACUUCAAAAAUAGGGGAGACUGCCCUUCACAGGGCCAUCAUCAAUGAGGCGGGCAGGACACUACACAUCGUGGACUUCCUGAUCCAGAACAUGUCUAACGCGGCCAUAGACAGGCAGACUAAUGUUCCUUCCAUUCCCGAAAUGAGCGGUUCGAAUACUGCUCUACAUUUGUGUGCCCUCUACGACAGAGUGGAGUGCAUGAAGCUGUUGCUGCGGAGCGGCGCCGAUGCCACCAUCCGGAAUUCUCACAACAAGACUGCCAUGGACAUUGCUCAAGAGAUGAGCAACAACACCUGUCAAGAACUGUUGCAAAAUGCUGCUAAUCGAUUGAAGAAUUACUUCGAUAAUAUCAAUAUCGAUUGGAAUUUAUCACAUGAUGAUGGCUCAACAGACUUCUCAGACGAUGAAACCAUCAUUGAGGAUAGGAAUGGCUCCUUGACUCCUGAAAAGAAGAAUCGCUCGAGGCCGCCAAGUUACACAGUCAUCGUCCACAAUAAUAAAAAGAGAGCGGCUCCUAUGCCGCCGCCCAGCAGUUCGAUGCAGUACGGAACGUUGCCCAGUAGCCACAGCAGGACACCGUCCGAUCCAAUGUCAUUUGGAUACCAUACUCUAAGUCAUACUCAUAAACGGUCACCCAGCAGUGAUUCUAGUUCGAGUAGAUCUGUGAUACCAAUUGGAAACAAACUAGUCAUGGCAGACUGCAAGAAUUCCGAUAAAUUUGCAUCUGUGAGGAGACCUUUGAACCCUCCUCCCCCUGCACCUUCUAAUAGACUGUCAAACGGAAGAUCAACAGAAAGUAUAUCGUCGAUGGCAUCUGAUAUAGAUGUAACAGGGAUAACACAUAACCCCAUUCCCCCACCAAGAAGAUCUUCCGACUCCCCGACCCACCUACCGUCCUCCAGCCCGAUAUCCACCGGCUCGCUGUGCUCGCCCCGCUCAAUGGCCGCGGGCCGUCUGUCGUACGCCGCGAACGGCAGCGGACUGCGCAGGUGCAAAGCGCUCUACGACUGCGCGGCUGACAACGACGACGAGCUGUCGUUCCAGGAGGGCGAGAUCAUCGUCGUCGUCAACGAGCACACGGACGACGACAACUGGAUGGAGGGGAUGGUGGAGAGCGAGCCGGAGCGGACCGGCAUGUUCCCCAUCAGCUUCGUGCAUAUGCUGCCGGACUAG